UUGAAAAUGGCUGCGAACCGUCGCAAGCAGGACGACAAAAAUUUAGAAAUUUUACGUGAGCUAAUUUCGCAAAAUGGUAACAAAUAUUGUUUAGAUUGUAAUCAAAGAGGGCCUACUUAUGUUAAUACAACGAUAGGAUCUUUCGUGUGCUCAAAAUGUUCGGGAAUGUUGCGUGGUCUCACUCCACCACAUCGCGUAAAGUCAAUUUCUAUGGCUACCUUUACUCCAGAAGAAAUAGAGUUUAUAAGAGUCAGAGGAAAUGACUACUGCAGGCGUGUUUGGCUAGGCCUGUAUGAGGGUGAAAGUGUGAAUUACACCGACGAACAACGCGUCCGAGAUUUUAUGUCUGAUAAAUAUGAAAAGAAGCAAUAUUAUCUAGAAUCAGCGCCUAACAAUAUACCCAUUGUAAACGGCACCUCGUCACAGAAAACUAAAAAUAAACAGAAAUCGGUCAGUGCAACUAUUACUGCGCCAUUGAUCGCGAUUUCACCGAUCUCUAAAAAUUCACUUAACAACAACACAGUGAAUUUAACUAAAAUAAUAUCCGCCACACCUGUUCAAGAAACAAAUCAUAAGAUAGCUAGGCCUGUUAAUAAUCUCGCGCCCCCUUUGUUUAACGGCAUUAACGCUGCACCUGUCGCCCCUAUGGCUCCUGUAGUACCUGAUUUUCCUGUAGAUUUUUCGACGGCAAAUAUAUACAACAGUGCUCAAAACAAUAACACUGUCACUAAUAGUGUUAACAACAAUACAAGUCGAUCUUCAACUACAAGCACAUCAGCAUUUAAUGCUUUUAAUUCAACAAAUUCUGCCACAAAUGAUCGCUAUGCGGCUCUAGCAGACCUCGAUUUAGUAUUUAGACAACAAAAAACUAUGGAGGAAAAUGUGAUGAGUAACAAUCCGUUUCAAACUAACGACGGAUUCGCUAACAAAAAUCCAUUUUUCAAUGGAGGCUGGAGUACUGCACCUGUUUCUGUUAAUCCAUUUAUGCCGGCAAGCAACGGGAGCUUCGUGAACCCGAAAAACCCAUUCCUCUGAUAGGCGUAAGUAAUAUCGCGAACAAAUUUACGUAACAAAAGCACAAAAUGCUACAAAUCUAAUUAUUUAUUAAGUAUAUACAUUUGCCAUAGUGCUUAGUAAUGGUUGUAACUUAAGUGCCUCAAUAUGCCUUAAAUCAGAUCUUUAUUCUUAUAUGUAUUACGCUUUAGUAUUCGGAAUGUUUAGAAUAUACUUUAAAAUGUUAAGAUGUUGGUCUGAGCUUUAUUAAUUGUAAUUAGUAUAGAAACAAUUACGACCUUGGAACGAAAUUUAUUUUUUCUACUUAAUAACUAACGAACAAACUACAGUAACAGUAACCUAUAACGCAGUAGUCCCGGACCGCGUUAGAGUUAAUCGCGUUGUAGGAGUAAACUCGUAUUUUUGAACAAUUGAAAAACCUGGAACAGUUGUUUCGUUUAAUUUUAUAACGGAAUUGAAACAGUUGCAAAAGUACGCGAAACUAUUUAUGGGCUUAACAAAUUAUUAUAGGAAUACUGCGUUAUGAGAGACGGAAAUCGCUUUAUAGGGGGAUUCUGUAUUGUAUAGUCUUGUGGACGCGUGAUAAAUAGAAGACAUACGAUAAAUGAACUCGAAGUAACUUAAAAAUUAGAAUUUAAUGAAUUGUAAUGUAUUCGUAACCGUCCUUCGAUUGCAAUAUGCCAAAUAUAAUAUGAGGUAUGUAAGAAAUUGUGUAAUUAUUUAGUCAAAAUUAUUUUCUUAAAGUUUUUAGUAUUGGGUCAAAUUGAAAAUAUCUUGUUUAUAAUAGAAUUGACCAUGUUUGUCUAAGAAAAAUAUAUUUCUUAAAACAAAAAAAUCAAAUACAUUUAAAAAUAAAUCAACCUCUUGAUAUAUUGAACACAAAAAAUAAUUUCUUAUUAAAACUCUAUAGGCCUAAUAUUUGUAUAUACAGUACUAUGUAUGGCAACAACUUAAUUCACGUUUUCUAAGGCUGUAUUUUUUUUUAAUCAAUGAACUGAGAAUGAUAUAUUUCAUUCCAAGGGCGUAUUCGACUGGACUAGGUUUGUUAUUGGCAUGUAAUACAGAGCUUUAUUUGGAAAAAUUAACAGCGUUAUGAGUAACACAGCGGCCGUAAUGUUUUAACGUCAGAAAUAAUAUAUUUUGUGAAAGGUAAUAAUUUAGUAAAAAUGAACAAAUUAAUAAAAUAACGUCUCAUUAAUGUAUAUUUAAUUAACUGUUAAAUGCAGAAGAUAGUUGAUUAUUCACUAAUAAUUAAUCAAUAAAUUCGUUGAUAAGUACGUAAAAUAUAAUUCAGCAGGGUUACUCUGUAAAACUGGAAAAUGCAAACUCAAAAAGGUUGGAUUUUGUAAUAUAAUAGUACCGAUUGUUAUAAUUAUUAUAAAGAGGAGACACAAUUUCGAUGUACACAUCUAUUGAUAAAAUUCCGUAGUAAGCGUUACGUGCGAAAGGUUUUUUUAUACAAAUAUAGUAGGGGCAUGUUGUCAAACUACUGUAACUCGAGAAUUUGUCUGUGCAAUGAUAACCGUCCAAUGUUUUCCCGCGCAAACGUAUUUCUGAGGCAAAAGUUCACAUAAUAAUUUCUACAUACUAUCAACAAUAGCGGUUACACCAAAUAUUGCUUAAAAUUAUACUAUUGCCUUGUUUCGUCUAACCAUGGAAUAGAUAAAUAUAGGCACCGCAUACGUGCCACGUGAUUAAACAGUCAUAUUUCAUAGAUUUUACUUAAACGUAUUUCAAGGUAGCCAAAGUUUCUAGUACAAAAGUCUCUUUGAAUAUUAUUUGUCUACUCUGUGGGAAGUCUAUAAUAUAAUCCUCUAUAUUUUUGAGUUUUUUAAUUAAAAUAGCUGCAAAUCGCCUUUGUUGAUGGCCCAUUUGAGUAUUAAAUGACAUUAAUUAUGCAAAUACUCUAUAGAAUUAUUAAGGCUUUACUAGUGAUUUUAUUGUACAAAACAAGAACAUGACAGAUUUCGAAAUUAGCACAAUCUAGAUUAAGAAAAUUUAUAGAAAUUGAGAGGCUAGUUCCCUACACAAGCCAAUUAAAUGCAUGUUUAAUUCGGUUUUUUAAGUGUGGGAAUAUUUUAUAUUUUGAAGUUUGUAUAUUAUGGCUGAGCAUUUCCAUUAAUUUCCUCUCAAAUUCUUAACUGUGAUUGUAACCAGUCUAUUUGUAUUGCAAUUAAUUUUUGAAAAUUUUAUCAAUGCACUGACUAUUUAUUUAGUAUUAAUUAUGUACUCUGAGCACUGAGAUCUGUUAAUUUGUAUAGAAGAUGUAAAAAUAAAUCAAUUAAGGUUA
Messenger RNA from Pieris brassicae (large cabbage white), 3304 nucleotides. RefSeq names its product arf-GAP domain and FG repeat-containing protein 1 (gene drongo). The record is from RefSeq and is a predicted model, not a curated record. Lineage: Eukaryota; Metazoa; Arthropoda; Insecta; Lepidoptera; Pieridae. The transcript has 6 exons. Gene Ontology annotation, molecular function: GTPase activator activity. Bases 7 to 1035 code for a protein of 342 amino acids.